Eimeria acervulina is the source of this 2118-nucleotide messenger RNA. RefSeq lists its product as hypothetical. The record is from RefSeq and is a predicted model, not a curated record. Lineage: Eukaryota; Apicomplexa; Conoidasida; Eucoccidiorida; Eimeriidae. The transcript has a single exon. The coding region runs from base 1 to 2118 and encodes 705 amino acids.
AUGCCAGACUCCGGUUCAAGAGGAAAGGAAGAAGGCGCGAAAGGUGCCGAAUGGCCAUGGUCUUAUCACAGUCAGCCGGCUCCUGAGCACUUGUGGUUGCAACAUGGGUCAGCCACAGCUCAAAAGCAGGCCCCAUUAGGAUCUCCUGAGGCGCCGCUCAAUUACCUUGGAGGGCCUUAUUUGGAGUUGCACGCGGAGAGCGCAGGUGGUGCACCUGCGUGGCAGGCGCCUCUUUCUUGGCCGCCUGCCUACAUGUUGGAUGGCCAGGCGCUAGAUGCUCCAUACUACCCUAAACCGAAUAAGGAAGGUGCAACUACUGGACAACAAACACAUGACGAACAAGACGAAAAUGUACCUCCACAGCCCGCAUGGCCCGGUGAACAGGAGCCAUAUUCACAGUGGUCCGAUGCACACCCUCCCCACCGCAAACCUCUGCAAGCCCUUGACCUGAAUAACCAAGAGAGGGGAGGUCCUCGUGCGCACCAUAACAACCUACACUCCCAAGGUGAAGGUAGACAGGCGGCCUUUGUGGAUGCGUAUUUCAGUCAGAGCCAGCUGCCCACGUCUGCACCAGGCGAUUUGUAUUGGCAGGCCGCUGCAGGACCAGAUGGAGGGGAAGGUCUUCCAGGCGAAUCCCCCAAGCAAUAUUUUGAACCGAAGCUCUACAGGGAUGAGAGGUGGGAGGAUUGGGAAGGGCACGGGAUGCCCAGGAUCGCGAAGCUGCAGGCUGCAAACAUUUUCGACUGGUUGCAGAGAAACGCCUGCAUGUGCAGCAAUAUACUGCCUUUGCUUAGAGCCGAUCAGGGCGUGCGUUUGGCUGCCGUUAUGCUGAAAAUCUUAUCGCUGGGUGUAGGAGCUUUGUCCCGUUUGCCCGAAGAGCUUAAACCCAGUAGAAUACUUGCAGGUGAAGCCAUUCUUGAGUUGGCAGCCAACGCGAAGUCCUACGCCUGCAACAACCAAGAGCUGAAGGAGCACUGCACAAGCAUCACCAGUAUCCAGUCUUUGGUCAGCCAACUCAUGCUGCCAAGGCUACAAAAUAAAGUAGUGACAGCGCAAAAACGGCGAUCUCGGAUGCUAAAUAUUAUGGGGCUUGUACGGCUGGUGAACAAGUAUUGUGCGAACUGCCUGUGGAAUAUAUCCCAGUUCAUACAGUUGGCUUCACUGGAGCAGUUGGAGCUUGCUGUGGAACAAACUCUUGUCAUAUUUACCUUCUUGUGGGAGGUGCACGCGUGGGAGGUCUCCAAAGACAGGUAUGGUCGGCGUCAUAUCCUCGAUUGCCAAACAGAGACUGGCAUUUGGGUACUCAUCGCUCGUGAUCAAGUAGUGCCUGGAAAACACGAACCACUCACCCCAUAUGAGAAACUAGAAAAACGACUGCAAGAGAUUGUUCACGCUUGCGGCGGCAUCCCGUCUAUUCCUGGAGGCGCUCGUGAAGAUGGUAGCCAAAAGCCAGCCGAUGGCGCCAACACCGACGCAGAAAAACCGUCGGGUGCUCCUUGUGGUGGGUCGGAGCACGCAACGGAGCACGAAAGUGGAGGUCCAACGACGGAGAGCACAUCUGCACCACGAGCCUGGCCAUUUCAACCUCAACAAAAGCGUUGGCUACCAUUUGUGGAACGUCCCCCCUCUUCGCCGAAUGUCCACCGUGGGCGACAACGGCACCAGCCGUGCCAACGUACCACUCCACCCGUUCAGUACCCCCAUUUGCCAAGCUCUCAAGCCCCCAGUCAAACCUUUCUUCCCAGAGGGAGUUCAGAAAUGAUGCUUCCUUCACAGGCGGGACCACCGCAAAUCCCUGAAAAUUAUCUCCCAUACGGAGGACCCUCCACUCAAUCUCCCCAACUGUGGCAGAUACCCGUUUAUCAGGCGCCAGUACAAAUGCCAACACCGGCUUUUAGACAGCCUAUGGGGAUUCCGACCACGGCGUUUUCAUUUUCUUCCGGACAGUGGGAGCAUCCACCAAGUGCGCCCUUCGCGCAUGGGUGGCAACCUAGAGGCGCAGUAGCCUGGACUCAAACCGGCUCAGGAGGAAGUUCAGGCCAGUUGCAAACGUUUGAACCCAGAUUCUCUAGUGCUGCAUCGCCUGGCUCUCAGGUAUGGCGGCCCCUGCGGCCUUAG